AUGUUAUUUGAUCUAUUCUUUAUUUCAAUAGAUAAUUUUAAUAAUGCUGCUCAUUUAUGUAAGAUGAUGAAUAAUUAAUAAGGUCAUUUUGGAUCGAAAUAUGUACUAUUCAUAUUCUAAUAUAUCUACAGUUUCGACAAAUCUCUUGUUCUGAUUUGCGAAAGACUUGUUAGCCUCUAAAAUCUGAACAGAUCUUGUGUUGAAAGUAUUAAAGAAUGGAAGAGUAUUAUAAAUUUAUAAUAUUUUUACACUUAUUAAAGGAAUUAUUCUCAACUGGCACCGAUAUAUUAGACUUUUGUUUAUUUUUAUCUAUCAUCUUGUGUAUAACAUUGUAAUAUGAAGUAUAUUACAAAGAGAUUUAUGUAAUUCCCCUUAUAUAUAUGCGUUACUUGUCAUUAACAGUUUGAAUGGUAGUCUUUCUGA
Molecule: messenger RNA, 423 nt
Organism: Paramecium sonneborni
Lineage: Eukaryota; Ciliophora; Oligohymenophorea; Peniculida; Parameciidae
Source: the annotation of a GenBank genome assembly